This is a messenger RNA of Paramacrobiotus metropolitanus, 2209 nucleotides long. RefSeq lists its product as uncharacterized. Gene Ontology annotation, cellular component: nucleus; transcription regulator complex. Bases 472 to 1422 code for a protein of 316 amino acids. The transcript has 5 exons. Gene Ontology annotation, biological process: regulation of transcription by RNA polymerase II. Lineage: Eukaryota; Metazoa; Tardigrada; Eutardigrada; Parachela; Macrobiotidae. The record is from RefSeq and is a predicted model, not a curated record.
AUAUCGGUAACUUAUUACUUGUCAGAAAGAUUCGAAUCAGCUGGCAGAAUUUUUGUGAUUCUUUUUUCUUGUACUUGUUGCUUGUCGUUUAUCAGCUAGUUAGACUAUUUGGUAAACUACACAAUACGGUGUGGGAGAUGAUGAAACGUCGGCGCUUUGCAUCCGCUGCAGUUCCAGCAGCCAGCGCGAAACCCGCGCUGCGCUCCUCCACUGCAUUCAACCAGAUUAAAUCCCCCUCCACUCCCUGCAUGUCCUACAAAGACCUCAUCAAAGUAGUCGGGGUGGACCCAGAAUCGAAUCCUCUGUACUGGCGCAAAGCGAUCGAUCACUCAGCGGAGACAGUCGUCUUCUUCCAGGUGGAUCUGCGCGGCACACUGCCCCGCAUGAGCAAGAGCGUGCGUAUCUGUCGUGAACAGGCCCAUGGGGACAGCAGGCAGGGCCGUCUGAUUCCCAGUGUGUGUCAACGAUACCAUGCUGAGUUCGGAUUAUGUGAAAGCGGUGAUCGGACGACGGUUCCUGGCGGAUGAAGACGAUCUGAUGAAACUGCUGGAACACGCGGGAGUGCUGCAGGCGGAUGAAGAAGCAGGCGAGGAGAACGACGAGGAGAGGAAAGAUGAGGAGUGGGACGAAGGGGAGGUGGAAAAUGAACCGUAUAGGGCUGCGCCCGUUCCGAAACGAAGGAAAGUAUCGGGGAAGAAACAUUCAGGGCUGCCACAAAAAACUGCUAUAUCAAGAUCGCAAGCUUCACUUGUGGAAAAAGACGCUGAAUCGCAUACUGACGUCAGUGGCAGUCGCCGGCCCGUUGAUGUCUUAGUGAACGCAUUGGACAAGCCAUCGACGAGCAGCGCUGAAACCGCUGCGGAAGAAGACGCCGACGUAGAUUUGAGCGGUCUUCCAUCCGGCGACGACCAGGAUGACAUGCCUUUGGGAUACGAUGAGACUGGAUCACCGAGACUCGACAGCGAGGAUGAGCAUGCAGAGGCUGGACUGGAAGGGGAACACGAUCCUGGUGAUGCAUCAGAACCACGGACGCACACCGCCGCCACCAGUUACGAAGGCCGGGAUUUCAGUUUCGAGGAGGUGCUGGCGUUGAUUGACGGCGUGCACGCCCAGCCGUUCCUCUGGCAGAAGAGCAGCAUAGCGGGCCUGGGAACAGCUGCCCGCACCCAGGAGCGCCGCGUGGCCUGGGCGAACGUGGCCGAGAUGGUCAAUCAGACGGGCACGGGGGUCCCGAAAUCCUGUCAGGACUGCAUGUGGAAAUGGGAGAAUGUGCGGGCCACCUACCGGCGACUGGUCCGCACCAACGCCGAACGGACAACCACCUGGCCCUUCAUCGAGAAACUGGCCUUUACCAAACCGGAGAUUAUGCAGCGACGAAAACGGCGGGUGUAUAAUUCCAAAAAAAUUCCCAGUACAACCUGAAAGGAUGUCCAUCCGGUGGGUCAGAAGGAUGCGGACGAUUGGUGUCGUACAUCCAGUGCCGAGUAGUUUGUAUUAUCUCACCGUAUCACGGAUUUGUCCUUUUUCUUACCGUUAGAAAUGCGUUUGCUGGAUUAUGAAUAAUUCCUGUUUCAUCAUUCUUUACGGUCUAGUUUCCUGCUUUGGCAAGUGGGAUGAAGGAAGGAUUGUAUCACCCUUUAAUAAAACUUCUGUCUGUGCUUUUUAUCUACAUAUUAUUUACAGUUUAAGUUAUAUUUAUAAGUUACAUUUUUAAGUUUCCCUGUAAAUGUGUGCAGAUGGAUAUUUCUUUCGUUUAUUGACGAUUCCAGUUGGGUGAGUUUUGCUCAUCAAGUUUUUUUUAGCGGUAUUUAAGAAGUUUUCAGUGCACAAUGAACGCAUCUUGUUGUUACUUGUUCAUUCUUGGACUUAUCCGGAAAAUGUUUAAUCAACGGAAUAAAAAAGUACUCGUAGCAAAAUUAGUGAAAAUUUACCUAAAUUAACAGAAAAUUUACGAUUCCCGCUUAUUCUUGGGUUAUGAUGAUGAUGGUCACCUUCGCCGGACCCCCGGUGACGACUUCCGGCCGUGCUGGUCUUAUCGACAUUGAUGGUCUUCCUCGCCGUCAACGUAGCCUUGCCCCUCCCGGUGACCUUUGCAUUGAUCUUAUCCACCACCAACCCGCCGCGGAACGACCCAUCAUUGACAAUGUUGAGCGACAACGCCGCGGCCGUUCCGGUCAGGGUCACCGACGCGGUCUUAUCUGCCGACACC